Puccinia triticina is the source of this 2118-nucleotide messenger RNA. RefSeq lists its product as uncharacterized. Gene Ontology annotation, cellular component: Set1C/COMPASS complex. The record is from RefSeq and is a predicted model, not a curated record. NCBI's taxonomy places the organism in Eukaryota, Fungi, Basidiomycota, Pucciniomycetes, Pucciniales, Pucciniaceae. The transcript is spliced from 4 exons. Bases 1 to 2118 code for a protein of 705 amino acids.
AUGACAUUUGCUCUAGUGCAGAAACCAAUGACCGUUCGACAAAGAAAGGAAUUGGAGAAAAUCGCCAGGCAGCAGGAGCGUCAGCGGAAGAAAGAACUGAAGGAACGAGAGAAGGCAGAAAGGCUAGCGAAAAGGGAGCAAGAAAAAUUAGCGCGGAUCGCCAAGAAGGAACAACUACUGCUCCAGUCCAAGGCAGCUAAGAAAGCCAAAGCAACGCUGGAUGGCGAUCAACGCGCCUGGAGUAUCGGUAGACCAAUGAAGACAACCGGUUCAUCCUCCCAACUAUUAACCACUCGUAAAAUCAAAGUUGACAGUCGAAUCGAGACCGUAAGAAGACUCAUCACUCAUGCCGAAAACGGCGAGCUGCAUAUCCACCCAUCAGGAGCUGCCCUUGAUCCAUCUGGCAACACGCGGUGGUGCGAGACGAAAGUCCAUCAAGGUGUCACUUACUUAGUCGAAGAUGAUGAACUAACCCUUCCCAGCGACCCUAAAGGUGACACGAAAGUCACUCCAGAAGGCGUCUUACUAGGCGGUCGGCAGUAUAAAAUUCCGACGUUUACUUCCAAAGAUAGGGCAAAUCACAACAAGCACUUCGUGCUGUCUAUUGAUGCUGCGAGAGCUGCAGGCUACCGAGAUUCGUUGUAUUUUUUUCGGCGGAAUCCUUUGAUUCAAAAGCUCCCUUGUACCCAGCUGGAAAAGGACGAGCUGAUAUGCGCUGGCUUUCUAUCCGGAAACCUCAAGUCACGAGCUGUGACCAUGUGUUCUGCAAGGAACGCCUUCAAAGUCAUGGGUGCACGCUUUUUAAAAGAUGGUAGACAUGUGGUUGACGACUAUUAUGAGGAUGCGGCUUUAGCCAGUGGGGCAAACUCAGGAGAAAUCGCCCUCGCCGAUGGGUCUGAGCCACAGGACAGAGCGGCGUCCAAUUCAGCCCCUGGUCAACCUGGAGAUCCCUCCGCCCUACCCGAUAUGCCGGAGAGUACGACGCGACUGCCCUGCCAAAGUGCAUUUCGCCUAGCGCUGAAUCGCGUUAACCCCUCCGCGGCUGGUUCGGCUUCUUUGGGACUCAAGACAAUAUUUGGUGGUGAUGGAAAGGCUCCUUCGAUCGCGAUCCCCAACGAUUCAAAGGAACGAAGGCGUCGGAUGGCUAGUCAUCUGACUGCGAAGAACUGGAUGAUACAUUAUUGCCGCGCUAUCAGUGAGAUGAACCGACACCUUCGUGGGAUCAGAAAUGAGCGCAUGGUGCCUUUCCCAAAGUACCCAUCAAUCGCGCGUCUGGCUGCAGAUCCCUCAACUAAUGGAGCGAUUGGGACACUAGCCAAUAAUGCAGUAGAGGAAGAGAUGGAGUGGAGAGAGGUCGAAGUCGAGAUGCGCUUGAACACUGACGGAAAGAUUAUGGAGCCUGGCGAGGAGAUGGACACGAAGGAAGAGCCGGAUGACGAUGACGACAAUAAUUCUAAUGCCGGAGGUCCGUCGGCUUCUGCGCCUGAGCCAGCUCAAGUUUUUUCCCGAAUCACCAAUCCUCUCCCACCUUCAUCGAUCAUUACCAUCUAUGGGGUGAAAAACUCAUCGACAUCUCAAGAGCAGACCAACACAGGAGAAGGCACUCCGGGACAAGGAGGGGGUGGGGCCGAUUCGUCUAGGGUGGGUGGCUCUGGCCUGCACCCAGCUCGGGCACGUUCUCCGCACAAACGACCCUUCAAAUUGCGCGGAAAGAAAUCUCAGAAUGAUUGGUGGACGACGACGACUAGAGUGCUUGAGCAAAGACCCAAGCAACCCGUUAUGGGUCUAUUAGACGUCCACACCGGUCAGCCUCACGUUCGACAGGAUACACAAUCCACGAUGGCCAUCUGGGAGACGGCGGACGAUCUUGACGAUUGGACGAGAUGUAACAAACGCCAGAAGUUAAACGGAUCGCAAAUUGAUCCUCAAGCCGGCUAUGAUCCCUCAUUGCUGGAGUCCAGGACGAUCAUGAACGGGCCUGGAAUCGGCAGACCUGGAUUAAGCUCAGUUAACGAUACUAUCUUGAUUGAAACCAUAUUCGACGAUGAAUUAACUCGACCCAAAUACGAAUUAUUGCCAGGCAUGUGGGACUUCAGGUCUAUAGAUCCUCAAGCAUGA